UUAUUGCUGGUGCAGUAAAGUGUGCAGCUUAUGGUUGGAUGUGAUGGAGUAGUUUAAUAAGUAACACCGCCUUAAGAGUCUAAUUUCUUAAGGAAGGACAUGAUGAAUGGGAUUCUUUGCAGACUGGAGUACAAUCUACAAAGAAUCUCUAGUCUACAGUGGAAGUAUGAAGAGAUCUAAAAACUGAAAUACUCGAGUACAGUGUAGUUUGAACAUAAACACAGCGCACGAAUUAACACGUGGUUUCGCCACUGAGUGACAGACAUUCAGGGUAUUGUGCCAGAUAACGUCUGCACUGUAGACCCAUAACUUCUCUUGUCUUUAUAAUCCAUCCCAUGGAUAAUGCAGCAGACGUCAAAAGAUGACAUAGAGUGGGCUCACUGUACUCUAGUUUAAUUGCGCAGAUUUACAUCAAAUAUGGUUCAGCAGGAAAUAACGUUUAGCAAAUAGGUCUUAUCACUCUUUUGCAGGUAGUCUGUUUAAUUAAAAACGCUGCGCCUCCACUCACCGGCUCCUAAAGAACUCGGGGGGCGUUAAGACCCAGCAGAGGUACAACAGUGAACAUCUGUCGCGGUCUCCUCUGUAUGAAUUGCGCUUGGGCUCCAGUCUGAAGACACACGGGCAGAGGCAAGCGGGCUGGUACAGCGCGGACGGACUGGAGUGCAUUCGGGAGGCGAGCAGAUGACGCUGGACCAUGAGUGAAAGUGGAGCCUUACGCACUGAACCGCAGCGAUAAGACAGCGCGCCGCAAAAUGAAGACACCUAUGCGCCAUGGGGUAGCCGUGCUUCUCGUGCUUCUCCUGUGCGCCAGCUUGUUCCUCGUGUACAACGGCAGCUUCAACGGCGCUUCCAGAGACGCCAACGACACGCGCAUCAGGCAGCAUGAACAGCUGCGGCGGCCCACCGAAGCCUCCGUCGGGGUCGCCAAGCCUCACCCCCCGGUCCUCCAGGGAUACAACAGCAUCAUCGACCAUAAGCCUCUCAGGAUGCACUGCCACACCUGCGCCCUGGUGACUAGCUCAGGUCACCUCAUUGGAGGCGGUCGGGGUGAAGAGAUCGACCGAGCCGAGUGCGUGAUCCGCAUGAACGACGCUCCCACCGCCAGAGGUUACGCCCGUGACGUCGGUCGCCGCACCUCCCUGCGUGUCAUAGCACACUCCAGCAUGCAGCGGGUCUUGCGGAGUCGCAACGAACUGCUCAACGCCAGCCAGGACACAGUAUUUAUCUUCUGGGGCCCUAGCAAUUACAUGAGGCAUGAUGGGAAGGGCCUAGUGUACAACAACCUGAGGCUCAUGAAAGAGGUGCUGCCCAAGCUCAAAGUCUACAUGAUCUCCUGGCAGAAGAUGCUGCAGUUUGAUGAACUCUUCAAGAAGGAGACCGGCAAGGACAGGAAAAUAUCGAAGACCUGGCUGAGCACCGGCUGGUUCACUAUGACCAUCGCCCUGGAGCUGUGCGAUAGGAUCAAUGUCUAUGGCAUGGUGGCGCCUGACUUCUGCAGGGAGCCUCAGAACCACUCUGUCCCCUAUCACUACUAUGAGCCACGUGGCCCAGAUGAGUGCGCUAUGUACAUUUCUCACGAGCGUGGGCGACGGGGCAGUCACCACCGCUUUAUAACAGAGAAGCGCGUCUUCGCCAACUGGGCACGGACAUUUGACAUCCAUUUCUACCAGCCGGACUGGAGCCCCCCGCCUCUCCCAGCCAACCGGACGCUUGAGGGGACAGUCACUGCAGCUCCGCUGAAGACGUGACUUUUGUGGGGUCAAAGAAAAUGCUUUUUGAAAUUUGUGUAAGGACUGUAAAGAUUUGCAUUCAGGGGUUGUGGCACCCUUGAAACAACGAAUAAAACAUGAAGGAAAAUUAGUCAUUACAGAUGAAAACAGAUGCAGCUCCAGCAGUGUUUUGUUUACUGUGGUGAACCAAUUCAAACUUGAACAACCCUCACUGAAAGCCUUGUAAAGUGAGGUAAUACAAGAAGGCAACAUCACUACACACUCUGCUCAUGGUGCAUGCAUGCAAUGUCUUACUGUGGACUCUCUAGCUCGUCGUGCAUAUGUGUGUGUGUGUGUAUGCAUAUGUUUACUAGAGGGAUCACAUGGGAUAUAAACUUGAGUCUGGUCUAUCGACAAAGUCACUGUUGAAUCAAGGAUCUGUGCAGAAUUCACUGCAGGAUUCGUGGAAAGAAAAAUACCAUUAGAAUGUUUUGAAAUCUUGCUACUGGAGGCAGUGCAAGGUGAAUACAAAUAAUGGUGUAGCUCGAGUUAAAUUUGGCUAUUUGAAAGUGUGAACAAUCACUGUUCAGGUGUGAUAUUCCUCUGCAUUUUUCAAAGAUAGGGGAGGUCAAGUUGAAUGAGAUUUGUUAGACCUCCCAUGUCACACAACAAAGGCUCAGACACCUUCAAAGCGUUUUUAUAAAUCACUUCCCUGACUUUCAUUUAGGCUGCCUUUCAGAUGUGUGCAUUAUGAGCUCACCCUAACUCAAACGUCCCGAUGUCGAACAGUCUGGCUGAAUGACAAGCGUGUACUGGUAGGUUUUAUCCUGUGCGUAUGUGUGUGUGUGCACCUCCUCUGGUCCCAGAUGUAUGUAUCAUAAGGCUUUGUUGGCUCCUGUCACCAGUUAAUAGUGAGAUCAUAUAGCUACCAGCUGGGUGUAAAUGCACAAGCAUGUCACACAAGACAGGUAGGAGAUUAGGAUCGAGGGCAGGGAUGCAGCAGCAGCUAUCCAUCCAACUGUGUUUCUGCUGCCAGGUCUGAAAGCCCAAAUCAACGCGCAGGAGAAUUACACCGUUUCAGUGAAUGCUGGGUUUUCCUUUUACUUUUUUUUUUUUAAAUUAAACUGGUGAGUAUGUAAUAUGUCACUCUCUUGUUCUCAUUUACAUACAUAUACACUCUACUCUUGUUUACUACAAUAUAUAGUACAUGUAGACUCCCGCUCUUGAUUUUCUUUCCCUCCUUUCUUGAUCCAUGAAUAAGAAUCUGGCGUCGAUCAGGAUAAAGCGAUGAGACGUGGGGUUAUCUUAAUGAUACAUCCUGGUGCUAAGUCCCUAUUGAUUUUACUCUCAUCUCUGUAAUGUGAGUAAUGAGAGCAGAGAUGCCGUGGGUCAGAUACAUGGGUGCUAGCACCAUGAGGGCAUGUUUCACAUUACAUUUCCUCGGCGGAGACAAAGACACAACUGCUUCUCAUACAUCAUGAACAGCUGCUGCAGUGUCUGCGGUAUGCUGCCAGGCUGAGAGUGCUUCUAACUUUGUACUGCAGCGAGAAUCUGGAUUUUUUUUUUUUCUGGAGAGAUGUUCACUCAUCCAUCAAUGACAGUGUGUUAUUUGUGUCUGUUAGCAAUAUGGUAAGUAGUUGAAUAUUUUUAUUUUUCGCCUAAUUAAACAAAUCAUGCUGUGUAGGUUUGCAAAUACUCACUCUUUGCAUUACAGAUGAUCGCUUUGGUUUAGAAAAUGCAAGAAAACAGUGAAAAAUGCUCAUCUAAAUUACCCAGGCUACCGUGAUAUUUCCUGAUUGUCCAAAAUCUGAAGAUUUUUAUCAAACAGCGAUAAAAUCCUGAGAAAGAAGCAAAUCUCUACCAGUGGUAUUUUUGAUAUCUUUGCUUCAUAAAUAACUUAAAUAGUUUGACACUUUGGAAGAUCUGAUUAUUCCCUUUCUUGCAGAGAGUUAGAUGAAAAGACUGUUACCUCUCUCAUGGCUGUAGCCGGUUAGCGUAGCACAAGCUGAAAGUUAAAUGUAAAAAGAAAAUAAUAAUAAUAAAAGCCAUCUGCGCUACUAUUUGUUUUGUGGUAGUCAAAUGAAACAUACAGAAGCAAGUCUUAACAGCAUCCUCACUCCCCCUGUAUAAGCAUGAAUGGUAUCAAUCUUGUUGUCUGUAAAAUCUGUUGUUAGUUUUAUGUUGACCAGUUGACUAAUCGUUUGAAAACUCGGUAAAGCACCAUUUAUCGGUAGCUUUGUUGUAAACUAAGUACUGUAAGACAGAGGUGAAAAUGCAGGGAAAAAAUUGGAAUAUAACUUCGGUACUUGUGUUCAGCAGUGACCAGGAGGGAAAGAUGAUGUAUGUAGGCUGUGUGCAGGCGAGAGAGCCAGUGAUUCACCUUCACCCUUGAGUGACAGCAGCUGCCAUUUUCACUUUUCAAUCUUGUUCUUCCUGUCUGGUUGUGACAUCAGGCUGUGUCGUACUGAAAUAAUAAUGAAACACGGGACUAGCUACAAGGCUCUCUCAUUACUCCCCAGAGCUACAAAUAGAUUCUUGACCAUGUUCAUAACUGAGUGUGGGAGCAUUUUUUUGUGUUUGAAAAUUGCACUGUACUGCCAUCUCAUAGAAGAUGAGGAAUAUAAAUCAAGCUGACAAAGAAAAGGGAAUUGAAAUAUGCAGUAAAAGGACAAUUUAGUUAUUAGACUGUGGAGCUUUUACCAGAUCAAUAAAAUCUACUUAAUUCAUAUCGGGAUGAUUAAAGGCUCAUUGCAUUCUCUAAUACUCAGAAAUAUUAACAUAACAGGACUGUAAUUAAAAAUCUUCAUCUGAAGUCAGAUGCUAUAAAGUUGUUUUGUCACUAAACAGGAUAUGCAGGCUUUUAGAUUUUUUUAUAUCAUAUAGAACAAGAAGCACCCUGAGAGUGCAAACCUCUGCCAAGGCAGCUUUCUCUCUGGGCAGGAUCUACUUUUAAAGGAAUCCUAUUAAAUUUUGGAUAUAUUUAUUUUGUUUUCUUUGUUCCUUUUAAAUGUACUUUAAAAUUUAUUGUUUGUAGUGCAGUAAAAAUAACACGUUAUGGGGUCAACUUGAAAAAAAAGGCAGAUGUGAAAUGUGAAAGUGGGAUCAGAGGUCGUUAUAUAGGACAUUAUUUGGAUAUUUUCAUGCAAACUGUAAUGUGAUAUGUAGAAUCCCCAUAUAUCAUUCCCCUGUAUGCCUGUAUGUUGUCACUACAAAUAAUGGCAGUAAGAAACAUAUGUUUAAAUAGCUCUGUAUGGCAUUAUUAUCACUUUGAACUUCAGAUCAGUCUUAAAGGACAGAUCAAAGGUCAAUCGAGCAAUUACAUUUUAAAUCUUUAUAAGGUACUUUAUGUUUGCUGAAAAUACACACCACACUUGAUUUCUAAUUUUUAAGGAUUUUUGUUCAUUUUUGACCAAUAAAUCGUUAAGCUGGCCUCAAAAACCUUGAUGUAUGUAACGUACAUUUUAAGUGUACUCAGAGUUGAGCUUCCAAACUUGGCACACAGGUCCACCUUAAGCCCCUAGCAAGCACCUAUCCAUCCAUCCAUCCUCUUCUGCUUAUCCUCAUUAGGGUGGCGGA
Pelmatolapia mariae (spotted tilapia) is the source of this 5285-nucleotide messenger RNA. RefSeq names its product ST6 (alpha-N-acetyl-neuraminyl-2,3-beta-galactosyl-1,3)-N-acetylgalactosaminide alpha-2,6-sialyltransferase 5a (gene st6galnac5a). Gene Ontology annotation, biological process: ganglioside biosynthetic process; oligosaccharide metabolic process. Lineage: Eukaryota; Metazoa; Chordata; Actinopteri; Cichliformes; Cichlidae. The record is from RefSeq and is a predicted model, not a curated record. The coding region runs from base 753 to 1748 and encodes 331 amino acids. Gene Ontology annotation, molecular function: alpha-N-acetylgalactosaminide alpha-2,6-sialyltransferase activity. The transcript has 5 exons.